AACUUCUCUCCCAAAUCUCCCAAAUGUACCAAUGAUUUUGUUUCCCUAGAUUGAUUAAUGUAAAUAUGUUGACAAUUUAUCUAUUUUAAUAGAUAAGAUGUAUUGACAAGCUUAUUUAAUUAUAAAUAUGUUGACAAUCUAUACAUUUUAAUGUAAUAACUAUUUACUGUUUUUAAUAUAAAACUAUGUAGAGAUCCGCAGAAUGAGAAAGCUUAUACAAAAAUUUAUGUUACAUAAUAGUAGUAAAUAUAUGUCUUAUAUUUAUUGUUACAAUAUAAAGUUCAAGAUUUGUGGUGUUUAGGAAAUGUAUUUGGGCUGAAUUUUUCUGGUUCAAUUUGGUAAAUUUUCGAACAAAUCGAACUAAUAGCCAAAGACUGAGUAACCUAAACGAACUGAACCCACAUGCCUACUUGUUGGAUUUUUUUUUUUUUAAAAAGAGAGUUGGAAAAUGUUUCCUCCACUCCACCAGUUGGUCCUUUGUUACUUCAAUCAUUCGCCAUUGUUAUUGGGGCUCAUGACUCUCUCUCUCUCUCUCUAUCCAUCCAAUAAAGAUUCCCCUUUUAAAUGCUUUGAAAAAAACAAAAAUAAUAGGGGAAUAAAAAUUAUAUUCUGGUUUACCAAUGUUGCAUAUAUAUAUACCGAGACAUAGCGAGGGAGAGAAAGAGAGAGAAAAGCGGUUCGGUAACGUGUGAUCGUGAGUGAAACAAAACAAAACAAAAGGGUUUCAUUGAUAAUCAUUCUUCACCAAAUGAAUAUCCCAAAUGGAGAUUUCUCCAAUGCUUCAAGUGAUAACACUUCCUUCUUUUCCAGCUCACUGCCUCUUCUUCCACAACAAAACCUCAAUCCUCUUGAUCAAAUUGCUUCCGGGUUAAACCAUUUCAAUGAUGAUCAAGACUCACAUCCAAUGGAUGAGGAACAGCUUCUGGCUGGUCUAAUGGAUGAGAUAAACUUAACUUCAUUGCCAAAUACAUUAGAUGACUUGGAAGAGUAUGACUUGUUUGGUAGUGGAGGAGGUCUUGAACUAGAGUCUGACCUCCCAAGAAUGAGUUUUGCUGACUCCAAAACUGCAAAUGGUAUUUUCCAAAACAUUGCUGGCGAGCAUCCUUAUGGUGAACACCCUUCAAGGACUUUGUUUGUUAGGAAUAUUAAUAGCACCGUUGAUGAUUCAGAACUGAGAGCUAUCUUUGAGCAAUAUGGAGACAUCCGAACUCUGUAUACCGCCUGCAAGCAUAGGGGUUUUGUAAUGGUCUCUUACUACGAUAUCCGUGCUUCAAGAGCAGCUAUGCGAGCCUUACAAAGCAAGCUGCUUAAAGGGAGGAAACUUGACAUACACUUCUCUAUCCCUAAGGAUAAUCCAUCAGAGAAAGAUGUAAAUCAAGGGACUCUUGUGGUAUUCAACUUGGCUCCAUCAGUAUCAAAUAAAGACCUCGAAAACAUAUUCGGAGCUUAUGGAGAGAUCAAGGAGAUAAGGGAAACACCAAAUAAGAGGCAUCACAAAUUUGUUGAAUUUUUUGACGUUAGAUCGGCUGAGUCAGCUCUCAAAGCUUUGAACAGGACUGACAUUGCUGGAAAGCGUAUCAAGCUUGAACAUAGCCGUCCUGGUGGUGCUCGUCGCAACAUGAUGUUGCAAAUGAAUCCAGAGUAUGAGCAAGAUGAUUCACGCAGCUACCUGAAUCUUGCUGAUUCUUCUUUAGCCAGCUCUCCUGCUGGGAACUACUGGGGUAACAGCCCUGUUGAUCAUAGUCCUCUACUAAGUCUCAGCAAGUCUCCACUGAGUCCAACGCUUUCUUCUAUUCUGAAUUCUCAAAGAGUUAGCCACUUGGAUCAUCUGUUUCCAACGAGUCACAAAGCUUCUGGUUAUCAGCAAACGCAGUCUUGUGGUACUGCUUCCUCGUAUGGCUCUUUGAACUCAUUAUCUGGAUCAGAGUUUUUAUGGGGAAGUCCUAGCUCUUCACUCUGGCCUAUGAAUCAGUUCCCUUCAAACGGAAAAGCUCACAUGUUUCCAUACUCGGCUCUAAACGGAUCCACCCAUGUUGGAUCCGCACCGUCUGGAUUCUUUAGGAGGUCCUCUGAGACUUCAUCUAUGGGUUCAGCAGCUUUCAGGGGAGCAAGUGGUAAUGCAGCUCCAAGAAACAUGCGUGAAGCUGGCUCCCCAAGUUUCAAAGUGGUGUCUUCUCCAAGACAUAGUCAACUUUUUACGGGGAGUGUCUCUUCUUACCAGUGGCCUGUUGCAACAACGGCUUCAAUUGACGGUAGUAACAUGAACCAAGUUGACAGCAAGAAACAGUUUCAGCUUGACUUGAGUAAGAUUAUGAGCGGUGAAGAUUUACGGACAACCUUGAUGAUUAAAAACAUCCCUAAUAAGUAUACUAGGAAGAUGCUGUUAGCUGCCAUUGACGAGACUAACAGAGGAACUUAUGAUUUUCUCUAUCUGCCUAUUGAUUUCAGGAAUAAAUGCAAUGUGGGUUAUGCGUUUAUCAACAUGGUGUCUCCUACUUUCAUCAUUGCAUUGCACGAGGCCUUUGAUGGGAAAAAAUGGGAUAAGUUCAACAGCGAGAAAGUUGCUUCCUUGGCUUACGCCCGGAUCCAAGGCAAAACCGCACUCAUGGCUCACUUCCAGAACUCAAGCUUAAUGAACGAAGACAGGCGUUGCCACCCUAUUGUCUUUGAUGGACCAGAGUCUAGCUAUCCGUUCAUCAUGGACAUGGAGCAUCCACAGGAGCAAAGCACACAUCGAAGCUGACAUACAAAUGAAUCUUUUAUUGCCUCUAGUUCAAACGUAAAUAUUCAGUUUCUAGGAUGAGAUGAUGAUAAUUUGAUGAUGAUAAUGAUGAUCAGCCAAAGUACUGUAAAUUAAUGGUUAUGGUUGUCUUGGUUUGCUUAAUCAUGUACAUAGGAAUGAUUUGAGAUACAUCUUAUUGAUGAUAAAUAAUGGAAGCUUUGUUUGAAUGGUA
Brassica rapa (field mustard) is the source of this 2954-nucleotide messenger RNA. Its product is annotated as protein MEI2-like 3. The record is from RefSeq and is a predicted model, not a curated record. Gene Ontology annotation, molecular function: RNA binding. Lineage: Eukaryota; Viridiplantae; Streptophyta; Magnoliopsida; Brassicales; Brassicaceae.